Messenger RNA from Heteronotia binoei (common prickly gecko), 2424 nucleotides. RefSeq names its product gamma-aminobutyric acid type A receptor subunit rho3 (gene GABRR3). Gene Ontology annotation, cellular component: GABA-A receptor complex; neuron projection; membrane. Gene Ontology annotation, molecular function: neurotransmitter receptor activity; extracellular ligand-gated monoatomic ion channel activity; GABA-A receptor activity. Gene Ontology annotation, biological process: signal transduction; chemical synaptic transmission; monoatomic ion transmembrane transport. NCBI's taxonomy places the organism in Eukaryota, Metazoa, Chordata, Lepidosauria, Squamata, Gekkonidae. The record is from RefSeq and is a predicted model, not a curated record. The transcript has 9 exons. The coding region runs from base 600 to 2012 and encodes 470 amino acids.
AUUAGGAAAUGAUUUUCACAUCUGUAAAGCAAAAAUGCCACUUACCCAAUUUGAACAUUUUUAUUUAUCUGCACAAAAUGAUUUUCUACAUAUGCAAUAAGAAAGAUUAAUUUCCUGACCUUUUAUCUUUAGUCACAGAUUUGCAUAGGGUAAUAAAAAUUCUUUUUUACAUGGUGUCGUGGGGGAUUAAGGGGAUUAAAUGUUUGACAUCACUCUUUUGUCUGUGCUAAGGCUCCAUCAAAGAGUAUACUGAGUGGGUGGCAAAGCACUGGACGAGAAAUACAAUCUGGAGAUGACAAAAGAAUGGAUGGAAAUGGGGUAAACAGUCUUCUUUGUUAUACUUAGUAUAUUUCUAAAGCUAAAAUUGCAACCGUCUGGACAGCAAAGCCCUAUGAUGUGGAUCUUAAGAAAUUUUAAAACUGCAGACAGAAGAAGAGUAGUUAAAGAAGAAUGAAAACUGCGAUGCUUUUGCCUCCUACAGUCAGCAAUGACUCCAGUUACCUGCAUCUUCUCCAUUGUAUGAUAAUAACCAGAACACCAGAAUGAAAGGUUAUUAAUGUGGGCUGAUUGAGCUGGCUUUACUCCUGUGAUUGGAAGACAUGGUCCUUGCAAUAAAACUGUUGCUUUUCACCUGCAUCUGGCCGACAGCUCUUUUAAUCAUUCACAGUGAUCAUCACCACCAUUACCACCACCAUCAUCCUCAAAGGGCGUUCAUGAAAAGGCAUAACAGCAAACGAGAACUUAGGAUGAGGAAACUAGAUAGCACCAAGGUGCGGCCCAUGAAAUCGGAACAACUUCUCCGUAUAGAAGACCAUGAUUUUGCACUGAGGCCUAGCUUUGGAGGGUCACCAAUACCAGUGGGCAUUGAUGUACAAAUUGAAAGUAUUGACAGCAUUUCAGAAGUUGACAUGGAUUUCACGAUGACUUUAUACCUCAGACAUUACUGGAAAGAUGAAAGACUUGCAUUUCCUAGCACGCGAAACAAAAGCAUGACCUUUGAUGGAAGACUCAUAAAAAAGAUCUGGGUACCUGAUGUAUUUUUUGUGCACUCCAAAAGAUCAUUCAUCCAUGACACAACUGUAGAAAAUGUUAUGCUACGUGUCUACCCAGAUGGCAAUGUUCUCUUCAGUUUAAGGAUAACGGUUUCAGCUAUGUGCUUCAUGGACUUCACUAGGUUCCCACUAGACACGCAAAACUGCUCUCUAGAAUUGGAAAGCUAUGCAUACAAUGAAGAAGACUUGAUGCUUUACUGGAAGCAUGGCAAUGAAUCCCUCAGCACAGAUGAGCACAUCUCCCUUUCCCAAUUCUUCAUUGAAGAAUUCAGUGCUUCUAAUGGACUUGCAUUCUACAGCAGCACAGGUUGGUACAAUAGACUUUUUAUAAAUUUUGGCCUAAGGAGGCAUAUUUUCUUUUUUGUUCUACAAUCCUAUUUCCCAUCGAUGCUCAUGGUGAUGCUGUCAUGGGUUUCAUUUUGGAUUGACCGAAGAGCUGUUCCUGCUAGAGUAUCACUGGGUAUAACCACUGUGCUUACAAUGUCAACCAUAAUCACAGGAGUAAGUGCCUCAAUGCCUCAGGUGUCUUACAUAAAAGCUGUGGAUAUAUACUUGUGGAUCAGUUUCCUCUUUGUGUUCCUGUCUGUCAUUGAAUAUGCAGCUGUAAAUUAUCUCACCACAGUGGAAGAACGAAAGCAGCUGAAAAAGAAAGGGAAGGCUGCUGGAACAUAUAACAUCGAUGCAGUGCAAGCAAUGGCAUUUGAUGGCUGUUACCAUGACACGGAUACUGAUAUUGACCUGACCACCUAUUCUGUCCAUUCUGAAGAGAGCUCAACACGAGGGAGAACACCCAGUAUCACCAAUCUAGAAGAACCUCGCAUAAGGAGGAAAAGAUCCUUGAAAGGGAAUGUGGGCAGAAUUAUUCUGCAGAACAAUCAUGUCAUUGACACAUAUUCCAGGAUUAUAUUUCCUAUUGUAUACAUCAUAUUCAACUUUUUUUACUGGGGUUUGUAUAUAUGACAAAAAGAACUGCAACUGAUGGUCUUUGCCUUUGAGCACAUCAGAAAAUGCAUGUUAAAACAUGCAUGCCACAAUCAACACAGGCAAUUCAGAGUCAGAAGAAGAGAUUCUGAUAACAAAGUGAUUUUCUCCCUAACUGUGGAACGUUAACUAAAAAGGAAGCUCCAGCGACUCUCUACAUUUCUAAAUAAGUGGUUUUUCAACUGUGUUGCCUUGCACAGCAGCAGUAUGGUACUUCUACUUCUGCAGCUACUCUAGUGACUGUGGUUACAUAAGGUUUCCUGCAAUGCUGCUGAAUAGUUUACAAUUUAUAACAUUGCCAAUGUUAUCCUCUCUUCACACAUAUUCAUCCCUACUCUUGCCUAUGUUUUAUCAUCAUCUGUAAGUCAAACCUUAGAUGAUUUUCAAAAGC